This is a messenger RNA of Sporothrix schenckii 1099-18, 312 nucleotides long. RefSeq lists its product as uncharacterized. NCBI's taxonomy places the organism in Eukaryota, Fungi, Ascomycota, Sordariomycetes, Ophiostomatales, Ophiostomataceae. The transcript has 2 exons. The record is from RefSeq and is a predicted model, not a curated record. Bases 1 to 312 code for a protein of 103 amino acids.
AUGUCACAGUUGGCCAACGCAACCAACGUGGUUCAUGAGAAUGCUCAGUGGAAUGCCCAGCUAAAGCAGUUUGCUUUCUCGCCACCUUUAUCUCACGAAGCACAACGGCACGACACGUCGAAGUCUCACAACAAACACCACAACAAGAGCAAAGCAACGCCAAGACAAACGAACCACUCCCAGCCCGCCAACAUGGGUCACGACGACGUCAAGAAGGACAAGGGCACGACUCUCCCGGCCCCUAACUCCGCUGUGACCCAGCCGGUGGUCAAGACGGAGGACAAGGGCGAAAAGGACAAGAAGGGCAAAUAG